This is a messenger RNA of Telopea speciosissima, 342 nucleotides long. RefSeq names its product protein SRC1-like. The record is from RefSeq and is a predicted model, not a curated record. Bases 1 to 309 code for a protein of 102 amino acids. Lineage: Eukaryota; Viridiplantae; Streptophyta; Magnoliopsida; Proteales; Proteaceae. The transcript has a single exon.
AUGGCAGGAAUUAUGCAAAAGAUCAUGGGAGGGAACAAGCAGGAAGAAGACAAGAACAAGCACCAGGUGGAUCAGCACAAUCACCCGGUGGGUCAGCACAAUCACCCGGUGGAUCAGCACCAACAGGGGAAUAAGGAGGGUGGUGGGUUCAUGGACAAAGUGAAGGGCAAGAUCCAUGGAGGAGGACAGAAAGGAGAGAAUCAAGAGUACAAGGAGGGCAAGGGAGGCGAGAAGAAGAAGAAGAAGGAGAAGAAGAAUAAGAAGGAAGGCAAACACGACGGCGAUAGCAGCAGCAGCGACAGCGACUAGAUCCCUCUCCCAUACCCACCACUCUCGUCUCUC